Messenger RNA from Phodopus roborovskii (desert hamster), 1482 nucleotides. It is a transcript of the gene Actl7b, whose product is annotated as actin like 7B. The record is from RefSeq and is a predicted model, not a curated record. Gene Ontology annotation, cellular component: cytoplasm; nucleus. The transcript has a single exon. Lineage: Eukaryota; Metazoa; Chordata; Mammalia; Rodentia; Cricetidae. Bases 136 to 1389 code for a protein of 417 amino acids.
CUCCCCCUGCCUACAUGGACCGUUCCUGGUGACAUCACAACCCUAAGUGGUUGCCAAGGCACUACUGGAGGUGGGCUCUCAUUUCUCCCCAGGAGCUCUAGGGUGUGGAUGUAAGAAGGUGAGAAAGGGAGGUAGAUGGCGACAAAGAACAGCCCUAGCCCUAAGCCCAUGGGCACAGCCCAGGGAGAUCCUGGAGAGGCAGGAACACUGCCAGCCCCUGAGGCUGGCAUCCGGGACACAGGUUCCACUCAACUGAAAACGAAGCCAAAGAAAAUACGCAAGAUCAAGGCUCUGGUCAUUGACCUGGGCUCCCAGUACUGCAAGUGCGGCUAUGCAGGAGAGCAGAGGCCCACCUACUUCAUAUCCUCCACUGUGGGCAAGCGCAACGCCGAGUUGGCAGCUGAUGCUGGAGACACCUUCAAGGAGACAUACGUGGGCCAUGAGCUGCUCAACAUGGAGGCAUCUCUGAAGCUGGUUAACCCACUGAAGCACGGGGUUGUCGUGGACUGGGAUUGCAUCCAGAACAUCUGGGAGUACAUCUUCCACACGGCCAUGAAGAUCCUCCCGGAAGAGCACGCGGUGCUGGUGUCCGACCCUCCACUCAGCCCCAGCAGCAACCGGGAAAAGUACGCGGAGCUCAUGUUCGAGACCUUCAACAUCCCAGCCAUGCACGUGACCUCCCAGGCGCUACUGUCCAUCUACUCUUAUGGCAAGACCUCUGGCCUGGUGGUGGAGAGCGGGCACGGCGUGUCGCAUGUGGUGCCCAUCUCUGAGGGAGACCUGCUGCCCGGCUUGCCGUGCCGUGCGGACUAUGCCGGCUGCGACCUCACCAAUUACCUCAUGCAGCUGCUCAAUGAAUCAGGUCACAAGUUCACGGAUGACCACCUGCACAUCAUAGAACACAUCAAGAAGAAGUGUUGCUACGCCGCGCUGCUGCCAGAGGAGGAGAUGAGCCUGGGCCUUGAGGAGCUGCGCGUAGACUACGAGCUCCCAGAUGGCAAGGUCAUCACUAUCGGCCAGGAGCGCUUCCGCUGCUCCGAGAUGCUCUUCAAGCCCUCCCUGGUGGGCUACACCCAGCCAGGCCUCCCGGAGCUCACAGCUGACUGCCUGAGCCGCUGCCAGGGCACUGGCUUCAAGGAGGAGAUGGCUGCUAACGUGCUGUUGUGUGGUGGCUGCACCAUGUUGGAUGGCUUCCCCGAGCGUUUCCAGAGAGAGCUGAGUCUCCUCUGCCCUGGGGACAACCCCACGGUGGCCGCUGCUUCAGAAAGGAAGACCUCGGUGUGGACCGGCGGCUCCAUCCUGGCCUCAUUGCAAGCCUUCCAGCAGCUUUGGGUCAGCAAGGAAGAGUUUGAGGAGCGGGGCUGUGCAGCCAUUUACAGCAAGUGCUAAGGGGCGGGCCCCACAGGCAAGAGCUAGAGAGCAGAGGCCCCCGGGGGCCACUCUAUACCUUUACAGAAUUUCUCAUAAAAGUUUAACCUAUAA